Molecule: messenger RNA, 3047 nt
Organism: Patiria miniata (bat star)
Lineage: Eukaryota; Metazoa; Echinodermata; Asteroidea; Valvatida; Asterinidae
Product: G-protein coupled receptor GRL101-like
Exons: 8
Coding region: 404-1789 (461 amino acids)
Biological process (GO): G protein-coupled receptor signaling pathway
Cellular component (GO): membrane
Molecular function (GO): G protein-coupled receptor activity
Source: RefSeq, a predicted model, not a curated record
GUACUGCCCAUCAGAUUACCACUGCAGCCGAACAAAAACAUGCAUUGUGUUCCAAAAUGUUUGCGACGGUAAAAUUGACUGUGAGCACGGCGACGAUGAAGUAGAAUGCGAUAACAAACGCUGUCCAAACAAUUGUUCAUGUACGUACGUCAAGGGCCAAUUCCAGGUAGUGUGUUUACAUGAUUGGGGACCAGAUGAUCUACAAGACAUCGCGAAAAUCACCGUGGCACUCCGGCUAACUCGGCAAAAGAACCACAGUUCCGUUCAACUCGUACCGGGACUUUUCAAAGAAUUGAAGCUUCUUCGAUCUCUCUCUGUCCCCUACAAUAAGCUACGUAAUAUCCCACCAGGAGCCUUCUACGGCUUGGGAAAUCUUACAUAUCUCAAUAUUUCCGGGAAUGAGAUGACUGAGAUAGUAGCCGACACAUUCAGUGAACUCCAGAACCUCGAAGCGCUGGUCAUUACGGAUGCACCAGAAUUGCGAAUUGCAGCUAAGAAUGCAUUCACUGGUCUUUACAAUCUGAAAACCUUGGUCCUGGUUCGAGACAUAGGCGACGAUGACCCAUUAGAUGCGAAAUACGGAGCCUUUUCCUCCCUACCUGCUUCUACAAAAGCUGUUGUUGAUGACUACCGACUUUGCUGCAGUCUCCUGAGAGAUAUUCCAGGCUUCCAGAUCAGCAACUGUCAUACCACACAGUCACAGCCCCCGCUCAACCUCUGCGGUUCCCUCAUGCAGAACUACGGACUGCGCGUGUGCAUGUGGGUCCUUGGGAUUAGCGCCCUCUUUGGCAACUUUGUGGUAAUCGUUUGGAGGCUUCGGCACAAGGAAGGAAACGAAGUCAAGAAGACUCACUCUUUGCUGAUAGCUAAUCUUGCCGUGUCUGAUUUCAUCAUGGGAAUGUACAUGUUGAUGAUAGCCGCUGCCGACAUCCACUACGGGGAGCGGUACUCCACUCAAGCGGCGCAGUGGCGGUCCAGCGCGCCGUGUAAGGUAGCCGGGGUGUUGUCCGUUCUGUCAAGUGAGGCCUCGGUGUUCUUCGUCACAAUGAUCAGUCUUGAUUGCCUCCUGGGAAUCGUGUUUCCCUUCACCAGGAUGAAGCUCGGAGAGACAUCUGCCAACAAGUUCAUCGUAGCGGGUUGGGUGGCGGCUCUCUGCUUAAGCAUCGUACCGACUCUAGUCGUAGACUCCAACUCGGACGUCUACGGUCUAUCAGACGUCUGCAUCGGCCUGCCCCUGACCACCAAGGCGGACGGUGUCCAGCUGGAGCCCAGUGACGUCAACAAUCCGUUCGGGGACGCAGACGCCUUGCAGAUCGUCUCUUCGACCGGUCAGAAACCAGCCUGGAUCCUGUCAAUCGUCAUGUUUCUCGGCAUCAAUCUCUGCUGUUUCCUGGUUAUCCUUGUCUGUUACGUCGCCAUCUUCAUCAAGGCCAAGCGGUCUGCUAGCAAGAUCAGAAAGAACUCCAACCGGGACAGCGAGAUCAAAAUGGCCUUCAAGAUGGCGCUGAUCGUCGGUACGGACUUUGCCUGCUGGAUGCCCGUCAUCAUCCUCGGUAUCCUGUCUCAGACCGGGGCGGUGCAUGUCGGUGCUGAGGUCUACUCCUGGAUCGUAGUCCUCGUCCUACCCAUCAACUCCUCUCUCAACCCUUACCUGUACACGAUCUAUUCGUCUGUCAUGGCCAAGCGCAGCGUGCAGUCCAGUAACGUGAAGUCGAGUAAUAAAGUUUCGAAACCCAAAACUGGAUCAAUCGAAACAGUAAACUCCUCCUUGUCAGACAGCAAAACAUAAUUGAUUUACACUUAUUGUAAGCGCAUGCAUUGCAGGUGCUGAAAAUCACCUUACGUUUGCAUUGGAUAUGUUCUGAACCGCAGAACUCCAAAUGACGCCUAUUAAUAACUUAUUGAAAUAACAUCGAUUACAACAUGUGUAUUUGAACUAAUUAAAAAUAUACAGAAGCGUACGGCCGCCGUAAGAAGCAAGUGACCUAUGGGCUCCGUGCACAAAAUACUUUUUCAACGGCCACAAAAGGAGAGUUGAGGGUAGACCUAGACUUUUCCCCGGUCAAUCCACUGCGUUUUUCUAACGAUCCAUAGUUAUUGUGGGUGGGGAUUAGCCUGGGAGACAUUUCAGGAAGUCGAGCGUUUUUUGUGCGUGAACCCGUACAGUACAGACGCACACGCUGUGUCUCCCGUCCAAGAUUCUCUCACAACUGGAAAAAACACGCCCUCUUUCGUUGGCGCACAGAGCCCAUAAGGAAAGGAAAAGGCCAUUUGCUGCACGCCAGUCACCACUUUGGAAACACUGUUUGGUUGAAUCAUCAGAAACUCAAUGCGUGUUAAACACAUCGUUAACGUUAGGCGGCCGCACACGAGAUCAAUCUUCUAAACAAACAAAAAAAUAUUCGUGCCCGUUUGCUCAGCACUAACCUCACAAAAUGUUACCAAUUCUUGCUGCGUUUUCUGCCUCUCCAGGCUGUGAGGGCGCACUUUUUGAUUUGUUUUAACUAGGGACAAAGAAUCGUUUGCAUUAUAUGUGUAUUUAUGGACUUGCGUUACUCGAACUCAAAAUGAAUACACAUCUAACUGAAACAACCAAUCUCCAUUUUCAUGGGCAAAACAUUUGCCUUUUCUCCGGUCAGAGGUGGAAUCGAGAAUGACGCGACGCCAAACUAAUGCGUGCUAUUUACAUGUACACGGAAGACCUUUCCACCAAUUACCGCCAGUUAUUCACGCGUUCAGCGUGUGACGUAAUCGUAAACAACCACAUAAGGGAUCUUCUUAAAAAAUGUCGAGGUGUCUGCGCGUCCAUAAACCUGAUUAAACUGCGCUUAAUCAUCAUUUAUUCAUUAUCUCUUUUUUUUUCAAAGUUUCAGCUUAUCGGUAUACUCGUAACAAAUUGUGGUACAUGUUUAUUUGAACUAAUGUAAAAAAAAAAUGCGUUAAAUGUGCAGUGCUUCAUAUUUGAAGAAUGUAAUGGUAUUUAAAUAAAGUACAUGCCUCAGAGGCUAUUCUUGUUUAAUUAGUAUGGUAAAAGUGUAAUUGUCAAG